AUGACCCAGUCUUCUACUACCGAAAACCCUACUGCUACUCUUUCAAUCAAUGGUACUGCAUACCAUUUAUCGCAACUAGAACAUGACACCGUUUUCAAGCCAUAUACAUCUCUAGCUCCCUAUUUCUUAUAUCAAGAACUGUUUGUUUCUAUUUCUCUUCUCAUAAUGCUGGCCAAAUGGGGAUCACUUAUUGGAACUGCAACAGGUUUUAGCAUCGCUGUUUUCAGGGGAUGGCGUAUUCCAGGGACAAUCGGCAUAAGCAUUUUGGGCUUGACUGUCGGCCAAUUCGUCGGUGUCGGGCUUGGCAUAAAAAACUAUUUCCGCAACAUCAACAAUCUUCCUCCAUCACCACUUUCAAUCGCUUUACGCGAAGUCUGUUCAAGCCGCAACAAAAAAGAAAUCAAUGACAAUACAACUCUUUUAUUCGAAUUUGGACCAGUAACGGCAUCAUGGGAUAGCAAAAAGCUGCCAGAGAAAUACAAGAGUGAGUGCGGCCGUUCAUCGACAAACAAGUAUGGCGAUUCCACCAUCCAUGAAGAUCCAAAAUGA
This is a messenger RNA of Batrachochytrium dendrobatidis JAM81, 549 nucleotides long. RefSeq lists its product as uncharacterized. The record is from RefSeq and is a predicted model, not a curated record. The coding region runs from base 1 to 549 and encodes 182 amino acids. The transcript has 5 exons. NCBI's taxonomy places the organism in Eukaryota, Fungi, Chytridiomycota, Chytridiomycetes, Rhizophydiales.